Molecule: messenger RNA, 286 nt
Organism: Meloidogyne enterolobii
Lineage: Eukaryota; Metazoa; Nematoda; Chromadorea; Rhabditida; Meloidogynidae
Source: the annotation of a GenBank genome assembly
CACUAAACUAAAUUCAAAAAUGCCUAAAGUCUCUGAAUUCUCCAAUAUUUUAACUCUACUUGAAUAUUCGACAGCAUUUAUUGUCUACGCUAUAUCCCUACAAUUUAUUAUUCGAAUACUUUAUGAAUUAUUUAAACAUCGUUCUAAAGGAUUUAUUUUAAGAGAAAAUAACGGAAUUUCUAAUUUGUUAAUUGCCAAUCUAAUAUGUUGGACAAUAUUGAUGGCAACUGCUUUGCCUCAUAUUGCGUGGAUGUUAUUUCAUUGGCGCCCUGAGGGUGAAUUUUAA